GGCGGACCAAAAGGGUUUUGUUUGGGGUUCGCGCUGGAAAUAGGAGUGGGCGAGAGAAGCCAUGAGCGAAUUCCGGAUACAUCAUGAUGUCAAUGAAUUGCUCAGUUUGCUCCAUGUUCGAGGAGGCGAUGGAGCUGAAGUCUAUAUUGAUUUACUGCAGAAGAACAGGACCCCUUACGUUACUACGACCGUGUCUGCACACAGUGCAAAGGUAAAAAUCGCAGAGUAUUCCAAAACACCAGAGGACUUCCUUCGGAAAUACGAUGAGCUGAAGUCAAAGAAUGUGCGCAACCUUGACCCGCUGGUCUAUCUGUUGUCAAAGCUCACCGAGGACAAAGAGACUCUCCUAUGUCUGCAACAGAAUGCAAAGGAAAGGUCCGAAAUGUCAGCAAAUGCUACAUCUACUAGCAGUACAAACUUUACUAUUCCCCCAACCAGUACCAAGAUGUCAAUGCAGGAGUUGGAAGAACUGCGGAAGAAACUUGGCAAUGUCACAGCCAGCUCCAGUGUGCAGCAGUCUGCUGAAGUCACACGAAAGAUGUUGAGGGACAGACAUAAUAAAAAGAACCCCAUGCAGCCAAACCCUGUGUUUCCAAACUGGGUGUAUGAGAGGCCUGCGCUAAUUGGCGAUUUCAUCACGGGCACCUCUGCAGUUGUAGAUCCCACUGUGGCUAUCGGUACCAUGCCAUUAGCUGCCCAGGAACAAGCAUUAGUUGAAGACUUGUUGUACGUGCUGAUUGGGGUGGAUGGGAGAGACAUCACAGCUCAGCCUGUGCUGGGCAGACAGAGUCGCUCCUUUAUUGUUGAUCCUACUCUGGACAUGUCAAUCAAAGAGCUGGUGCAUAGGAUAUUACCAGUCGCAGCCAGUUACUCCACAAUAACCCGCUUUACAGAGGAGAAGUCAUCCUUUGAAUAUGGCCAGGUUAACCACGCUCUGACAGCUGCGAUGAGGACGCUGAUGAAGGAGUACCUGAUCCUAAUUACCCAGUUGGAGCAUCUGCACAGGCAGGGCACACUCUCCCUCCAGAAACUGUGGUUCUACAUUCAACCAACUAUGAGAACAAUGGAGAUUCUGGCUUCCAUUGCUACCUCAGUUGACAAAGGUGACUGCAUGGGUGGAUCCACGCUGAGCCUCCUUCAUGAUCGUACCUUCAACUACACAGGAGACAGUCAGGCCCAAGAGCUCUGCCUGUAUCUCACUAAAGCUGCAAGUGUCCCUUACUUUGAAAUACUGGAGAAGUGGAUAUAUAGAGGCAUCAUCAAAGAUCCUUACAGUGAAUUCAUGGUAGAAGAGCACGAGCUGCAGAAAGAGAAGAUUCAGGAAGACUACAAUGACAAAUACUGGGAUCAGCGCUACACCAUCGUACAGCAUAGAAUCCCCUCUUUUCUCCAAAAAAUGGCAGACAAAAUAUUAAGCACAGGGAAGUAUCUGAAUGUGGUGAGAGAGUGUGGGCGAGAUGUGACAUGCCCUGACGCCAAAGAGGUCCUGUACACGCUGAAGGAGAGGGCAUAUGUGGAGCAGAUUGAAAAAGCUUAUAAUUAUGCCAGUAAAGUUCUUCUUGAUUUCCUGAUGGAAGAGAAGGAGUUAGUGACACGUCUGAGAUCAAUCAAACACUACUUCUUAAUGGACAAGGGAGACUUCUUUGUCCAUUUUAUGGACCUCACCGAGGAGGAGCUGAAAAAGCCAGUGGAUGACAUCAUCCCACCCAGACUGGAGGCCUUACUGGAGCUCGCUCUGAGGAUGAGUACUGCAAACACAGACCCGUUUAAAGAUGACUUAAAGAUCGACUUGAUGCCUCAUGAUGUCAUCACUCAGCUGCUGCGGGUUCUGGCCAUAGAGACCAAGCAGGAAAAGGCCAUCAUUAAUGCAGAUCCGACAGACGUCUCCCUGAGUGGGCUGGAAGCAUUCUCCUUUGAUUACAUUGUCAAAUGGCCGCUGUCACUCAUUAUCAAUAGGAAAGCAUUGACCCGAUACCAGAUGCUGUUCAGGCAUAUGUUUUACUGCAAGCACGUGGAGAGACUUCUCUGCAAUGUGUGGAUCAGCAACAAAUCAGCCAAGCAGUACUCCCUGCAUUCUGCCAAGUGGUUUGCUGCUGCGUUCGCUUUGAGACAGCGCAUGCUCAACUUUGUCCAGAACAUCCAGUACUACAUGAUGUUUGAAGUCAUGGAGCCAACGUGGCACAUCAUGGAAAAUAACCUGAAAUCUGCCUCAAACAUCGACGACGUCCUGUGCCAUCACACCAGCUUUCUGGACAACUGCCUGAAAGACUGCAUGUUGACCAACCCGGAGCUCCUCAAGAUCUUCUCCAAGCUGAUGUCCGUCUGCGUCAUGUUCACCAACUGCAUGCAGCGGUUCACCCAAAGCAUGAGGGUGGACAGUGAAAUGAGUCGCCUCACCCUUGAGCAUGGCACCAUGGAGGGCCCUCCGACACAGAGCGAGCGCACGGACGAGGCGGAGAAGAAAAGGCUCACCUCCAAGUAUUUAGCGGAGCACGCUGACGCCCUUCAGGCCGACUCCGGCUUUGAAGGAACCAUCAGCAAGUUUGACAGCAAUUUCAGCACCCUCCUGCUGGACCUGUUGGACAAACUCAGCAUGUACAGCACCAACGAUUGCGAGCACAGCAUGAUCAACAUCAUUUACAGAUUGGAUUUCAAUGGAUUCUACACAGAACGCUUAGAGCGGAUGGCCAUUGAGAGAAGCCAGAAGGCAGCUGCCUAGUUGUUAUGUAAAUGCAGACUAACGAUGUGGUGUAGACAACUAUAAUUAUUUAUUUCACUUUGACCUAUAUCUGAGAUAAAAACCAUCCCUUACUUGCUCUCUGUCAAACCAGCUGGUAAAAGAAACUGUUGUAGCUGUGCUGUGCAAGUUGCUAGAUGCCCCAUUCCCUCAACGUUGAAAUAAACAUGAAAGUAUCCCAUUACAUUUUUCUCUGCUGUCACAGAUUUGUGUAAGGACUGUAUUCUGUGGAACCAGCAGAUAUUCCAGUUAAUUUUAAUGUUGUCUAAACAAAAUGCACUAUUCUCAGUUGAGUUGUAAUUGAUAUAAAACUAAAUACUGACUUAUAAAAUGUAAAAAACUU
Megalops cyprinoides (Indo-Pacific tarpon) is the source of this 3080-nucleotide messenger RNA. RefSeq names its product tubulin, gamma complex associated protein 2 (gene tubgcp2). NCBI's taxonomy places the organism in Eukaryota, Metazoa, Chordata, Actinopteri, Elopiformes, Megalopidae. Gene Ontology annotation, biological process: mitotic cell cycle; spindle assembly; cytoplasmic microtubule organization. The transcript has 18 exons. Gene Ontology annotation, molecular function: microtubule minus-end binding; gamma-tubulin binding. Bases 62 to 2719 code for a protein of 885 amino acids. The record is from RefSeq and is a predicted model, not a curated record. Gene Ontology annotation, cellular component: centrosome; gamma-tubulin small complex; spindle pole.